ACCCUGAAAACACGCUUGCAAAGUCAACAUGGGUUUUUUCAAUCCGGCGGUUUCAAACACAUAUAUAAAGGCAUAAAACCUGUGGUACUAGGUUCGGCUCCAUCAGCUGCUAUAUUUUUUAUCACUUACGAAGGAAUAAAACAAUAUUCGCAACCGUAUGUACCAAAUCAGUAUCACUCCGUCAUUCACAUGAUCGCAGCAUCAUCUUCUGAAGUAACUGCCUGUUUGGUUCGGGUACCAGUUGAAGUAAUUAAACAAAGAAAACAAGCUCUUUUGUCCGAUACGCAUCGACUAAGAUUAAGAACAUUGUAUCGCGGUUAUGGAAGCACCGUUCUUCGGGAUCUGCCGUUUGGCGUGAUUCAAAUGCCAUUAUGGGAGUAUUUCAAGAUUUAUUGGACUCGACAAAUACAACGGGAGUGCACACCCCUGGAAGGUGCCGCUUGUGGAUCUGCGUCAGUUGCUAUAUCAGCUGCCAUAACGACGCCUUUAGAUGUUGCGAAGACCAGAAUUAUGUUGUCCAGCACAUCAGCAGAAAAAGAGGAAGUUAAAAUAUCGACAAUGUUAAAAGAGGUUUAUAGAGAUCACGGCUUUAAGGGGUUGUUUGCUGGUUUCCUCCCAAGAGUAACUGGCUUUACUAUUGGAGGGUUCAUAUUUUUUGGUGUUUAUGAACAAGCUAGAGAAUUUUUUAUAUCCUACUUUUCUUAGUCGCCGUUAAAUGAACAAAUUAUAAAAACUAAAUUAUGAAUACAUAUUA
Molecule: messenger RNA, 754 nt
Organism: Cyphomyrmex costatus
Lineage: Eukaryota; Metazoa; Arthropoda; Insecta; Hymenoptera; Formicidae
Product: S-adenosylmethionine mitochondrial carrier protein homolog
Exons: 5
Source: RefSeq, a predicted model, not a curated record